Molecule: messenger RNA, 1573 nt
Organism: Hyalella azteca
Lineage: Eukaryota; Metazoa; Arthropoda; Malacostraca; Amphipoda; Hyalellidae
Product: lysosome-associated membrane glycoprotein 1
Exons: 7
Coding region: 95-1051 (318 amino acids)
Cellular component (GO): membrane
Source: RefSeq, a predicted model, not a curated record
CUCUAGUUCAGUACAUACCAAAGCGUUGUCGACGAUUGUGGUGGUGUAAUACAGUUUUGCGCAGUCAGUCGGUGUGAGUAAGCUGCUCUUCAAUAUGGGACGAAUGUUUAAUUUCUGUUUGGUGGCGGUCCUGCUAGUAGGUGUCUAUGGAGAUGAGAGCUCUACGUCUUCUGUAGCCCCUCCUCCUACCAACGAAACUCCUCCAACAACCACCACCACUUCAACAAGUACCACGGACUCUACCACAAGCACCUCGUCCACGACCUCAGCCCCUACCACAUCCACGAGCACCACUCCUGCCACAUCCACAACCACCAUUCCAGCCUCUACCACCUCAUCGCCCGUCACGACCCCAGCUCCUGUUAAUGACGAUCAGUUCUACAGGGUUACUGAAGACAACGUGACAUGCAUCAUGUUCUCGGGAGACGUAAAGUUCACUGUGACGUACCCUCAGGCUGGUGGGAAGGUGAACACUACGACAGUGAAGGUGCCUAAAGCCAAUGACAAGACGAGGCCGGCUACCAGCAGCGGCUCGUGCAACGGCAGCGAGCAGUAUCUGCUCGUCGAGUGGGGUGCCACCAACAAGAACUCGAACUUCCGUCUUACUUUCAACUCGACCGGACUGAAGUGGGAGCUGGUCCACACGGAAGCUAACAUCUACAUGGAUGAGGCAACCUUCGUGAAUGCUUCUGACAUCGGGCAAGAAUUGACGGUGAUGGGCGAAUUCCCUGGCUUGAGCUACGUAGCUGUUGACACGAACAGCAGCCUCACCUGUCGCGCCCUCACCGAGAGCAGCAACUUCACCGGCCAGGUACUGAAUUCAUCCAGCAAAUUCGUGGUUGCGGCUAGUGCCGUGGGUGUGGAGAUGCAGGCCUACAACAGCGUGCCCAACACCACGAACCUGCAGCAAGGUUCUCGGUGCGAAAUGGACAUCACGAGUGACCUGGUGCCAAUAGCAGUCGGCUGCGCGUUGGCGGGGCUCGUGCUGCUUGUGCUCAUCAGCUACCUUGUGGGACGUCGGCGCCGUUCUGCUGCCUACCAGAGCGUCUAAGUUUCUCAUAGAUUCUAAACUUCAUCGCUGGAGUGAAGUGCGCACCACUUGAAACUUCAGUAAUCUUAACAGCCCUGUUUCCUCCUGGUUGCGUUAGAUUAUGGCUAAUUUAGCUGAUCAAUUUUUGGCUAGGAUUGGUAUUUCGACUUGUGGCUGAGGUCGUGGAUUUACCAACAGUGAAAUAGUCGGUGCUCAGUCGGAUCUGAAUCAAAUUUUGGGGUUUCUUUAGCCGCUAAUAAUUGUGGACAUCUUUCAUUCUAUUGUUUACGGUAGAUUAAUUUCAAUAAAAUAUCUAAAGUAAUAAAUUUAUAUUAAAAGGAGCUGUUAUUCAUAGAAUUUUAUCCUCGAUGAAUGUAAUGAACAAAUAAAUACAUAGGAUGCUCGUAUCUUCGUCUAAUCGCAUUCCAUUUGACGCGCUGUUAUGUGGGUAAACUGCCUCGUUCCAGCAGGCGGAAUGAGGAAUGGUGACAUACAGUGCGACAAUUGUUGGUUAUGUGUAUUGAAGAAUAUAACUAUAUUUUA